Carica papaya (papaya) is the source of this 1968-nucleotide messenger RNA. Its product is annotated as Nucleotide-sugar transporter family protein. NCBI's taxonomy places the organism in Eukaryota, Viridiplantae, Streptophyta, Magnoliopsida, Brassicales, Caricaceae. The record is from RefSeq and is a predicted model, not a curated record.
ACCCCAUUCUUCCUUUUCACUCAAUUCUCCUCCGCGGAUCAGAUCAAUACCUGCAUUUCACUCCACUAUCCUUUUUACAUUAUUACCUUCAUAUAUAUGACAGCUUUUCGCCCCUUUUCUUUUUUCUGAAUUUUCAAUAUCUGCUAAUUCUUUUUUCCUUUCGUUGUCGGUGUGUUAAUCAAUCUCGAAUUUGUUGUUUGUUCGAUUUAUAAGAUCUUUUGCUCCUCUCUUCUUCUCUACAGGGGAUUAGUCCCACAAGGGCGUGCGUCAUCGUUUGUCUCUUUGAGAACCUGUGAUGGUUGGGGAGAUUAAUUUGCCUUUUGGGUUUAGAUAAUUGCGUCAAGUUUGUUGGGCAUUUUGGAUUUCAGUUGGAAAGCCUACUGUUGCUAUGGAUAUGAUAUAGUCAAGUAGGGGAAAGUCAUCAAUUACACUGAGGGAAGCCUUUUAUUUCAUUUUAUACAUUUUUCUUACGGUUGAAGGAAAGAGCAAGCGAAAAUGAUCAGCAAGCCGCUCGUCUUGACUUAUCUCUACUUACUGAUCUACAUUUUGCUUUCCUCGGGAGUUAUAUUGUAUAACAAGUGGGUUCUAUCUCCGAAAUACUUUGAUUUUCCAUUUCCUAUUACGCUUACAAUGAUUCAUAUGGGGUUCUCUGGAGUAGUGGCCUUUUUUCUUGUACGUGUACUCAAGGUUGUAUCUCCUGUCAAAAUGACAUUUGAAAUAUAUGCAACAUGUGUAAUACCGAUAAGUGCCUUCUUUGCAUCAAGCCUUUGGUUUGGUAACACUGCUUACUUGCACAUUUCUGUGGCAUUCAUCCAGAUGCUGAAAGCCCUAAUGCCUGUAGCAACUUAUCUCAUGGCUGUUGUGUGUGCCACUGACAGUCCAAGGUGUGAUCUCUUAUUAAACAUGGUGCUGGUCAGUGUUGGAGUUGUUGUUUCCUCAUACGGGGAAAUUCAUUUUAAUGUAGUUGGCACAGUUUACCAAGUUACUGGCAUCUUUGCAGAAGCUCUUAGGCUGGUCUUGACUCAAGUUCUUCUGCAAAAGAAGGGCUUGACGUUAAAUCCAAUAACCAGCUUAUAUUACAUAGCCCCAUGCAGUUUUGUGUUCCUUUUUGUGCCAUGGUAUUUACUUGAGAAACCUGCAAUGGAAGUUUCCCAGAUUGAAUUCAAUUUUUGGAUCUUCUUCUCCAAUGCUCUCUGUGCUUUGGCCUUAAAUUUCUCCAUAUUCUUAGUAAUUGGGAGAACUGGUGCAGUCACCAUCAGGGUUGCUGGGGUUCUUAAAGACUGGAUUCUGAUAGCCCUUUCAACUGUUGUAUUUCCAGAGUCCACAAUUACUGGGCUGAAUAUAAUUGGCUAUGCAAUUGCACUUUGUGGUGUUGUAAUGUACAACUACCUAAAGGUUAAGGAUGUUCGGGCAUCACAAUCAACUUCUGAGAGCAUUCCAGAUAGGAUAACAAAGGAUUGGAAGCUGGAGAAGAAGUCGUCCGAUAUAUUUGUGCCUAAUCACGGGGGUGACAACAAUGGAGGAAAUUUUGCUACUUCCGAAUUGAAUGUUGAUGAAGAAGCACCUCUGAUUCCAUCUGCAACACGGCUAUCGCAUAUUGGGCGGACACAACUUAAUCACACGGCAUAGUCGAUGAGAGUCCAAGUAUAGAUGAUGUUAAGUGACUUAUUAUUUGUCUGGGAAAACGAACGAGAAAUGGGGAGGAAGCGGGUCCAAAUGCAUCUUGGUUCAUCAUAUUUCAAUGGAAGAUUUUUCUUUUGUUUUUUGUUUUUUUUUUUUUCUUUUCUUUUCUUUUCUUUUCCAAUGGAAGGAAUAGAUAUUUACUUCAAGCCCAUGAGCAAUUGAAGUGUAACUCCUGGCAAUUUGUUGAAUGUGCAUGCCUUAGUUUUUCCUGAAUGAUAGUUCAGGACUGAUUUUUAGGUGAUCGAGCUUAGAGCAAGUACAAAGAAUGAAGUUGAUUCUGGGCAA